AUGGAGUGCUUUUUGCCUUCUACUGCGUUUGUUACUAGGAAACGUACAGAUCUUACAGAUAGUUGUGAUUCUACAAAAUGCGUAGAAGGAUCUGAUCUGAAUUCUGGUAGCGCAAACAUAGGUGAUGUUUACACCCCUAUUGGUAACGCUGGCUGUACUGGGAAGUCCGAUGAAUACUUGGAUUUACCUGGGACGGUUAGUGAGAAUGAAUCUGUAAAGAAGGAAUUUUCGUACUGUAAUGAAGUUAAUGCUGGUGUGUUUGAUAGUGACUUUGCGGAUGUUUGUAAAUCUCCCCGUAUUACAUCUGUUGAUCGUUUGAACCGAUUGAAGAACGAAUUUAGUUCUAAGGAUAUUUCUAAUAUUUCACAAUUUGAUCCAACUUUUGAUGAUUCUGUUUCUAUUCCCGUGGAUACACUUGAAACUGCUAACUCAAAUUCCGGCUCUACAUCGCCGUCAACUACUACUCCUGUUAAAUCUGUACGUUCAUCUACUAGGAGAUUGGAUGUGUUGAGCAGUAUCCGCACGAGGCUGGAUGAGCCUCACGUCAACAUCAGUGACGAUGAGACUAAGAACCCUAUACUGGCUAACUCUGUGAGACGUACUAAGGGUCUUUCUUCUAACACUGCUGAUGUUCGGAGAUCUUUACAGGUUCUUGGUAGUUCUCGUUGUUGGACUGACCGUUUCGAGAAUCAGGACCCUGAUGCUGAUUCCUUAUCUGCUACUCAGAGUCCAGUCAGAAGCUUGACUAGUUUGAUGAAUUCCCAGGCUGACGUUUCCGAUUCAUCUUUUAGACGACCGCUCUGGGAAUCUACUCCUAAUUUCACUCCUAUCCGAUCCAUCUCUAGUUUUGACAGAUUACCUUACCACUCCUCUAAAGGUGAUAGUUUGGAUAGGUUUUCUAAUACCAGUGUUGCUGAGAUGUCCCGGAUGCCAUUCAACCCUAUGUCAAACGUAACAUUGACUAGGGAGGAGAUGUGCAGGUCCAAACUAUCAGGCGAGUUAUUAGUUCUCCACAAGCACUUCCAGAAUAUUUGCACUGUGAUCAAUCGUUCCAUGAAGAGGGAUGACAAACCAUAUUUCCGUAUUUUCAGAACUCUAGUUCAACGUCUGUCACGCAGGUCAUUCACAAUGGAUCAUUUGAGGAAGAUUCUUUGGCUCGCUCCCAACCUGAUUAGUGUAAAAUGGGUACUGAUAAGUGAGUCUUUCAGGAAGAAGUAUCCUACUGAGUACAAAGAGUCUACCGAUAAGGUUUAUGAUAUAAACAUAAGGAUCCUUCGUCCGGACCUUUCUUGCUGCUACAAUAACCAGGACUACGAGAAAGCCUGUUUCCUCUUCAAGACUAUUUUAUGCACUUGGUCACUAAAGUGCGAUUCUGAGAAUUUGGUGGAUUUCGACGUUCCCAUGGCUGAUCUUCCCGAGAAGAACCUUAGGUCCAACUUAUCUACUCCCAUCAGGGACACUACUCCAUUAAGUACUAAUAGAAUCAAUACUACUAGAAUGAAUGAUACUCCCAUGAGAGGUUUUACACCCAGAAUGAAUACAACUCCCAUGAGUACUCCUAGGAUGAAUGAUACUCCAAUCAGGGAUACUACUCCAGUUCGAAGUGUACUCAGGUCUGAUUUGUUUGGCUGCCUGGAUAACACUCCUUGCAAGUCAUACAAGAUGGCUGAAGACUCUUUCGAAACUUCAUCGAAAAGGAUGAGGACCGAUAGUAUUUCCCCAUUGUCGGUUGACCUCCUGGACACCCCUGGUAUGAAUCGGAUUCGUGAGAACCUUAAAAAGUUAGCCGAGAGUAAUCAAGCCCCUGAUCCUCAGAAUGAUUUGAAGUUCUGGAUCGAUAUGCGGUGGUUCACCAAGAUUCUUCUAGAAAUAAUAGUCAGCGACACUUCACCUAUCAUGAAACUUGAGUUUCUAGUCGAUUUCAUACUAAAGUACGGGUCGAGGAAAGUAACACAAGAUCAAGUUACAAGGUGGAUUGACACAUUGUCCGAAAUCGACCCCUGUAUUCUACACAAGGGCAUCUCUAAAUUUGAAGACUAUACUACAGUUCUGACAAUCAACAAGUCGGCCUCCUUCGACAAUGCCUUGGAUUACAUUAAUCAGAAAAUCAAAACUUUAAAAUCAUUUUAA
Theileria annulata is the source of this 2130-nucleotide messenger RNA. RefSeq lists its product as uncharacterized. The transcript has 2 exons. Bases 1 to 2130 code for a protein of 709 amino acids. The record is from RefSeq and is a predicted model, not a curated record. Lineage: Eukaryota; Apicomplexa; Aconoidasida; Piroplasmida; Theileriidae.